This is a messenger RNA of Ceraceosorus bombacis, 245 nucleotides long. Lineage: Eukaryota; Fungi; Basidiomycota; Exobasidiomycetes; Ceraceosorales; Ceraceosoraceae. The record is from the annotation of a GenBank genome assembly.
AUGCACAAGGCGAAAGCUGACGAAGUGGGGGCAACGCAAUCGAGGAGGCAGGAGAGUGGUGAGUGUGUACCAGAAAAGAAAGCUUCCCUUGUCGUCCUGGCACCGUCCGACCUGUCCACGUCACAGAGCCAGAUUCGACAAGAGCCGGGAUUGCUGCAAGGAAGUCGAAGCAAGCAAAACAAGGUCACGUGACGGUCUUUCUCGCAACCAAGUUGCGCCGCGUUCUAUACGGGCGCGUCAUGUAG